GUGUUUCGUGGGAGAUUCAGUUGCACAAGUCCAGGCCGCACAAAUGACGUCAACGUGUCAUUCUAUAAACCUAUCUUCAACAGUACACGAAGGCAAUUGAGGGAACCCGCAGGGGUUGGACCAACACGAAGAAAGCGCGCUCCAAGGCUCGUCGGUGAAUACCUAACGGCCCUUCCCCAGUUUGCAGUCAUCCAUAUAGCUAAAGCUUCAUACGCAUAUUUAAUUCAUACCAACCAGCUUGCGCAACGACAACGUGUAACUACACUUCCAAAGCAAAUGACUUGCGCGUGACAAUCCUUGGUCGCAAAGCACGAUGGCGUCCACGCCUAAAGGAACCUCAAGAGGAAAUGGAUCCUAUGGAACAUUUCGACCGCAAACAGCCCCUCCUUCGCGAACCAAGGCGGAACCCUUGAUUGAUGACCCGCGCCAUGCGGAGGACACACCCAUGCCAUGGCUGCGUUACUUCUUUCCCAAGGACUUUGACCUGCGAGAGGGCCAGCCCGUGCAGCCCUACUACCAGUUCUUUGAUGUGGUGCAGCAGCCGCUACAGGAGGACACGUCCGUGCCGCCGCCUGACUGGGCACCAAACGCCUACUUCCAGCUCAGCUUCACGCAGGUGCAUGUGCCCAAGGACAUGGUUCUCGCCACGCGCAUCCCGCGGCCGCCGCCGCCACCGGACGGCUCCAUUGAUGUGACGGCCGACAACUCGAACAUCCUCAAACCCGGGAAUGAGAAGCUCAUGGCUGACAUCCUGGCCUUUUGCCGCAGCGUGGCCACCUUCCGUGCUCGCACGUGGAAGGACGCGUUGCCGCUGGUGGACCUGCUGCGGGGCGUGCUGGCGCACUUGCUCAACCACUACACCUGGGGCGCGGCGUUGGUGCGGGAGCAAGCCAAGAAGGACGCUGAGGCUGCGCUGGCUGCUGAGAAGAAGGCGCUCAAGGCCUGGUACGACAAGCAGUUGGAGGAGGCUAUGGCGCGGGCGCGGCAGGAGUACGACGAGAAGCUGGAGGCACGGGCGGAGGAGUUGCGCAUGACCCUGGCGGAGGACCUGACGCUGCAGCUGCGAGCGGAGCGCGAGGAGAAGAACCAGCUGCGCAGCCAGGCAACCGGCCUGGAGUCGCAGCUGAAGAAGGCGGCGGAGGCGCAGCUCACGCUCAGCCGCAACCUGGAGCACAUGCAGCAGCAGCUGGAUCUGGAGGCGCAGCGGCGCGCUGAGGCGCUGGCGGGCAAGGACGCACAGAUGACGGCCAUGAGCGAGCAGGCGGCGUCGCUGCGGCGGCGCCUGGCGGCGGCGCAGGGCGCGGUGGUGGAGGCGUUGAACGCCAAGACCAAGGAGGACGCGUUGAACGUGGCCGUCAAGGCGCUGGCGGGGGUGCUGCCGGCGGGCUCGGCGUCAUAUGUUGCGGAGCUGCGGACGGCGGCGGACGUGGAUGGAGACGACCCCUCCGCGGCGCUGCUGGCGCAGGCGGCGGCGGCGCCGGACCCGGCGGCGCUGGCGCCAGCGCUGGCGGCAUUGCGCGGCGUGACUCCCGGGUUCAUGGUCAGCCCGCUGGCGGCACUGGUGGCGGCGACGCACGAGCAGCGCGCAGCACAGUCGCAAGACGGCGAAGUGGGCGCCGCGGCGGCGGGCGCCGCCGGCCGGCGGCGGUCGUCCGCGACCGGCGCGGCGGCCAACCUGGCGGCAGUCAUCUCUGGCGCGGCCCUCAACGAAAUCAAGGAGUCGCUUGUGUUCAAGUAUAUCAAAGCCUCGAAGGGCCACGAAUUCAUGAUUGGUGAGAAGCUGGCGUGGGGCAGCGGCGCCAGCUGGGAGAUUGUGGAGCGGGGAACGCCGGCGCUGGUGGUGCCGGACGUGGCGGCGCAGGGCAACAUGUGGUUCUUCCGGCACAAGCAGCCACCGGCGGCGCCGGGCGGGAAUUACAUGGCCGUGCCCAUCCUGGGCACGCAGGGCGAGGUGGUGGGGAUACUGGCGGCUGACACGAUGGGCGCGGCGGCGGCGGAGGCCGCCACCGCGGCCGCCGCCGCAGGCGGCGCCGACACGACGCAAGGCACGCGCGCGGCGGCGGCGGCAGCCGCCGCCGCCGACACCUCUGUCACGGAUGCCGCCUUCAUGCGCGGCCUGGCCGCCGCCAUCGGCGCGCGCGCACGCGCGGACGCCGAAGCGUACCACGAGGCGAUGCUUGCCGCCGCCAUUGCGGGCGAGGAGGCGCCGGAGCCGGAGCCCAGCGCGGUGGACCCGUCGCAGUUUGUGGUGGGCGCCAGCGGCGAGGCGGGCGAGGGUGGCAACCUGAGCGGCGGGCUGAAGCUGUUUGCGGACGCGCUGUCCUUGCUGAGGGAGCUGACAGACGAGGAGCUGGAGGCGCUGCGUAACCUGGACGAGCCCGAUGACGUGACGCUUGCGGUGAUCAAGUCCAUUCUGGCGGCGGUGGGCGAGAUCGCCGGCGGCGAGGACUGGGCGGCGGCCCGGCAGCACCUCAGUCGCGAGCUGCUGGAGCGGCUGAUGAGCAUGGACCCACAGGCGGCCUGGGCGGAGUGGCAGGCGCUGUGCAGGGCGUUCCGGGCGCUCAACGAGCUCUCCAUGGCGUCCCUUGAUGCCGCAUCCACCGCCGCUUCCGAUCCCAGCGCCGCACCCAGCGUCCGCGCCAGUGGAGCCUUCGCGCGCUGGGCGGCAGGCGUGCGUGCCGUCUCGGCGGCAAGAGCUCUGCAGCAAGUGCUGGAGGUCAAGCUACAGAAGGCCAACGCGGCGCUGAUGAAGACGUUUAGCGGCGACUCGUGCAACGCGCUCACGGAGCUGCGCUCCUACCGUGUGCCGCCACCUCUCACAUUCGGGGUUUUGCAGUGCGUGCUGAUGCUGUCCGGCAACGUGGACGAGGAGGACUGCAGGAACUGGGCCCGCAUGCGCACGCUGGCCAAUUACCGACUCAUCAAGCGUCUGGUGACGCUGCGGCCGGCGCAGGUGCCGCGCAAGAUCUUCCGCGCCGUGAAGCGCCUGGUUCACGACAUAGUGGAGGGCGACGUGAAGCAGGAGAGCGUGGCCACGCUCAGCCUCUACCGCUGGCUAGCCGACUUCACGCGCCUUGCCUCGGUGGCCAAGUAAGCAUAUGGAGUAAUUGACGGCGCUAGGUUGCACGGUGGUUGCACAACAGUUGCAAUGUUGUCUGUGCGAGGGUGAGAGAAGUGGUGGCAGGUGGGUUCGGCAGGGCGGCGGGGCGAUGCUUCCACGGCUUCACAUGGCGGCCGCAGCUUUCCACAGGCAAUGUAAAGUGCGCAUCGUAUGUGUGGGUUGACGGGGAGGUAUAGGGUUACAGGCAGGAUGAUGGUGUGUGGUGUCAUAUUACGGGUGGGGUGGGGCUUAAACCAGGUAGGCAAGAUCAGUAGCGGAUGCAAGGUGUGUGGAGAGGCGGUGUGCUCAGUGUUAUUUUGAUGAAUGCAUGCUGCAUACGAGCGUUUCCCUCAGUCCAGGGCUAAGAUUUAUGUGUGUACAUAGGGUGGCGAGGGGCUGGUGCAGACGCGGCCGCAGCAGCUAAGCGUGCUGACGCCUGACGGAUGGACCGACAGCGAGUGUGUAACCCGGUGUAACGGUGACGGGAG
Messenger RNA from Chlamydomonas reinhardtii, 3588 nucleotides. RefSeq lists its product as uncharacterized. NCBI's taxonomy places the organism in Eukaryota, Viridiplantae, Chlorophyta, Chlorophyceae, Chlamydomonadales, Chlamydomonadaceae. The record is from RefSeq and is a predicted model, not a curated record. The coding region runs from base 314 to 3094 and encodes 926 amino acids. The transcript has 11 exons.